This is a messenger RNA of Nicotiana tabacum (common tobacco), 1508 nucleotides long. Its product is annotated as putative purine permease 10. Gene Ontology annotation, cellular component: membrane. Lineage: Eukaryota; Viridiplantae; Streptophyta; Magnoliopsida; Solanales; Solanaceae. The record is from RefSeq and is a predicted model, not a curated record. Gene Ontology annotation, molecular function: purine nucleoside transmembrane transporter activity.
ACAAUAAAUUGUUCUCUUUCCUAAAAUUCAGUAAGAAUUGAAUAAAAAUUCAAGUCGCCAUUUACGACUUAAAUAAGCAAAUGGGAAAUGGCUAUUUAAAUCAAAAUACAAAGAACCCUUAUUUUUGCACCAUCUUAUUCUUGGUUCGUUUUCAACAAAUAUUCUUUUUCUUUUGAUUUUUCUCUACUCUAUAAGAUGGGGGAUACUUCAGUAGUAGUGCAAUCACAAGUACAAGCAGAUGACGAAGCAAAAAUUGAAGAGAGCUCACAGAAUGGAACUGAUCAGUCAAAAGCUCCAAGCUUCGUACAGUACAAAUGGUGGAUCCAAAUGGUUAUUUACUCAACAUUUGUUCUCUCUGGCCAAGCCAUAGGUACACUCUUUGGUCGAUUAUAUUUUGACAAAGGGGGAAAUAGCAAAUGGUUAGCUACAUUAGUACAAAAUAUAGGCUUCCCAAUUCUCAUCCCUUUCCUCUUAAUCACAUCAACUAAAACUAAUCAUGAAGUGAUCACUGAAAUACAGAAACCAUCUUUUUAUAUCGUUGCUUCACUUUAUACUUUGCUUGGGUUGUUCCUAGCUGGAAAUUGUAUGUUAUACACAAUAGGUUUACAAUACCUCCCUGUCACAACUUAUUCACUUAUUUGUGCUAGUCAAUUGGGAUUCAAUGCUCUUUUUUCCUUCUUCCUAAAUAAACAAAAAAUCACCCCUUAUAUUGUCAACUCAUUAGUAAUUCUUACUAUUUCCUCUUCUCUCCUCGUCCUCCAAAACGACAAUUCUGAAGAUCAGUCCAAUAAAAAGUCUAGAAAAAAAUACAUAAUUGGAUUUUUAUCCACAGUUGCUGCAUCUGCUGGUUAUGCAUUGAUGCUCUCUAUUACACAGCUUGCUCUUCAGAAAAUCUUUAAGAGGGAAAGUUUUCGUUUGAUUCUAGAGAUGUCAAUUUACCAGUCAUUAGUUGCGACAUUGGCAAUUUUAGUUGGAUUUUUCGCGAGUGGUGAGUGGAAAACUAUGGACAAAGAAAUGGAUGAGUAUAAAUUAGGGAAAGUUAGAUAUGUUUUGAAUUUAAUUGGGACAGCUAUUUCUUGGCAAGUUUUCUCAGUUGGUUCUAUAGGGCUGAUUUUCAAAGUGUCCUCACUAUUCUCAAAUGUGAUUAGCAUUUUAGGUUUGCCUAUUGCUCCUGUUUUGGCUGUGAUCUUUCUUCACGAUAAGUUAACUGGUGUUAAAGUGAUGUCAAUGUUGUUGGCUAUAUGGGGUUUUGUAUCAUAUAUUUAUCAGCAUUAUCUUGAUGAUUUAAAGGACAAGGCUGCAAAAAAUGUUCAAGUUGUGGAGCUUUCUGAAAGUCUCUCAUUGAAAGAGGUUAAACAUGUAAUUUAAUUAAAUAUGAUAUUUCGGGUAGUUUAUUAAGAUCGUAUAUAACUUUUCCAUAUCUCAAGUUGUAUUAUAUGCAUUGUAUCAGUUUGAAAUUUUUGCAUGGAUUUUCGAAUGAAAAUAACGCACGGAAAAGUUGAGGUAGA